CUGUUCUUUGACCCUGCACUUUUACGCGGACGCCACCAGCAACUUAAAUCCGAUUCUCUCUCUCUCUCUCCUCCUCCUCUCUCUCAUCUUCUCUGCGCCUCGCUAGCUCCGGCACCGGACCGGAACUUUCCUAGACGCAAUCUCUCGCCGUUCGCCGUUAACGGUGUUGGCCUCGGAUGACGUUUUCCGUAGUUCGGAUCAUUCACCGGUGAUUUCUAGGCUGUUGACUCAGGUUUUCUCUAUAUAUUAGGUAUUUGGACGGCAAAGUGAUUUAUUGAACUUAUAUUAGAUUCAUAGAUCUGUGAAUUUUGGACUUAAAACAGUGGAGGUCGGUUUCCUGGUGACAUUUGUCGGUCGCCAGAGAAAAAGAGGAAUAGUUUAGGGGUGUGAAUGUUGAUGGUGGAGUACGGACGGAAUUAUAGUCGUCGUCGUCGUUGAUGAUGAUCGGAACAACUGAGACCAAUCGCAGCGGGUGGUGGUGUUACGGAAAAUCUCUCACAUGGAAUGGCAGAUCUUGUUAGCUAUGGUAAUGCCGACCGUGACAUCGAACAGGCGAUUAUUGCUUUGAAGAAGGGAGCUCAGUUACUUAAGUAUGGUCGGAAGGGGAAGCCUAAGUUUUGUCCAUUCAGGCUUUCUAGUGACGAAUCAUCUCUGAUUUGGAUUUCUGGUAGUGGUGAGAAAAGUUUGAAGUUAGCUUCGAUUGCAAGGAUAAUUCCUGGUCAAAGAACUGUUGUUUUCCGCAGAUAUUUGCGUCCUGAAAAGGACUACUUGUCCUUUUCUCUCAUAUACAACAAAGGAAAACGAUCCCUUGAUUUGAUUUGCAAGGAUAGAGUUGAGGCAGAGGUUUGGAUUGCUGGCUUAAAAGCAUUAAUAUCUGCUGGCCAAGGUGGGCGGUCAAAAAUUGAUGGAUGGAGUGACGGAGGACUAUAUUUUGAAGAUAACAAAGAAUUGACAUCAAAUAGUCCAACUGACAGUUCUUUUAGUAUCAACCGGGAUACUAGCUCUCCAGAGGUUUCCAUCAGUUCAAACACCAAUUCAUCUCCAAAGAAUUAUCAGCCAGAAGACUCUCUCUUCUCCGAAAGGUCACAUGUUUCUUUGGACCAAGGCAAUAUGCAAGCGAGAGGUUCUGGUUCCGAUGUUUUUCGAGUCAGUGUAUCUAGUCAACCAAGCACAUCCAGUCAUGGCUCUGGUCCAGACGAUUGUGAUGCUUUAGGCGACGUAUACGUAUGGGGAGAAGUCACUUGCGAUAACUUGCUGCAGCUUGGUCCUGAUAAAACCGCUUGCUCAAGAGCAGACGUUCUACUUCCAAGGCUUCUAGAAUCAAGCGUAGUUCUAGACGUAAACCAUAUUGCUUGUGGGGUCCGGCAUGCCUCGCUCGUUACCAAACAGGGCGAAGUUUUCACAUGGGGAGAAGAAUCUGGAGGUCGUCUCGGCCAUGGUGUUGUUAAGGAUGUCGUUCAGCCUCGUUUGGUUGAAUCCUUAACGUUCUCCACGGUUGAUUACGUUGCUUGUGGCGAGUUCCAUACUUGCGCUGUAACAAUGACGGGCGAGCUUUAUACAUGGGGUGACGGGACAUAUAACACCGGGCUUCUCGGUCAUGGAACCGACGUUAGCCAUUGGAUACCCAAGAGAGUUUCGGGCCCUCUCGAGGGACUUCAUGUGGUAACCGUCACCUGUGGGCCAUGGCACACUGCGUUGAUAACGUCGAUGGGUCAGCUUUUCACGUUCGGCGAUGGGACGUUCGGUGUUUUAGGCCACGGCGAUAAGGAAAGCGUUUAUUAUCCUCGAGAGGUUGAUUCGUUAUUAGGGUUGAGGACGAUUGCGGUUGCUUGCGGGGUAUGGCACACUGCUGCGGUUGUUGAGGUUAUUGUUACGCAAUCGAGUGCUAGCGUUUCCUCGGGGAAGCUGUUUACGUGGGGGGAUGGAGAUAAAAACAGACUCGGACAAGGAGAUAAGGAGCCUCGACUUAAGCCUACAUGUGUGCCAGCGCUCAUUGAUUACAAUUUCCAUAAAAUCGCUUGCGGGCAUAGCUUGACGGUCGGGCUAACUACUUCAGGCCAUGUUUUCACCAUGGGAAGCACUGUUUACGGGCAGCUCGGGAAUCCUCAAUCUGACGGGAAAGUUCCUUGUUUGGUGGAGGAUAAACUUCUUCACGAAUCGGUUGAGGAGGUUUCUUGCGGUGCUUAUCAUGUUGCGGUUUUAACUACGAGGAAUGAAGUGUAUACGUGGGGGAAAGGAACGAACGGGCGGUUAGGUCAUGGGGAUAUUGACGAUAGGAAAACCCCGUUUCUCGUUGAUGCUUUGAAGGAUCGCCAUGUUAAGUUUAUUGCUUGCGGUUCGCAUUACACUAUGGCUAUAUGUCUUCAUAAAUGGGUGUCAGGUGCAGAGCAGUCUCAGUGUUCGGCUUGUCGGCAGGCUUUCGGAUUCACUCGGAAGAGGCAUAACUGUUACAAUUGUGGAUUAGUUCAUUGUCAUUCUUGCAGUUCCAGGAAAGCGUCGAGAGCAGCGUUGGCUCCUAGUCCGAAUAAACCCUACCGAGUGUGUGAUUCUUGUUUUGCAAAAUUGAGUAAAGUAGCUGAAGCGGCUGCUACUGACCGGAGGACUUCUACUGCACCGCGACUUUCCGGUGAAAACAAGGAUAAGUUGGAGAAAGGUGAUAUGAGAUCCGCCAAAUCUUCUGUUAGUUAUAACGUUGAUUUGAUUAAGCAACUCGAUAAUAAAGCGGCUAAGCAAGGGAAGAGAGCCACCGAUGCCUUCUCUAUAGGACGUUCCUCUCAACUAAAAGAUGAUCGUUGGAUGGCACCACCGAAACCGAUUUCGACUCGUUCCGUUGCUAGUUCGAGAUCUGUCUCGCCAUACUCUAGGCGACCUAGUCCUCCUCGAUCAGCUACCCCAGUCCCCACUACUUCUGGGCUUUCUUUCUCCAAAAGCAUUUCAGAUAGUUUGAAGAAAACUAAUGAUCUUUUAAACCAGGAAGUUCAAAUGUUAAGAUCACAAGUUGAUAGCUUGAGGCAGCGGUGUGAGCAACAGGAACUAGAGCUUCAGAAGCAAACGAAGAGAGCUCAGGAUGCGAUAGCGUUCGCCACAGAAGAAUCCAGUCGAUCUAAAGCUGCAAAAGAAGUGAUUAAGUCUCUUACCGCACAGCUCAAAGAUUUGGCUGAGAGGCUACCACUACCAAACGGUUUGGAGACAAAUGGCCUUCAUUUACACGUCGAUGGAAAUUUGGGGCUAGGUUUUGAUUCUACAAACAAUCCCUUUACUCCCCGAGAAUUGGCGAGAGAUCAUCCAACUGAGAGUUCAGAUGUCAGAUUUCCAAACGGAAGUGGUGAAGGUGUAGAAGCUACUGUCCCGAAUGAAUCUACUGAUCGCGAUAAUAGAGUGACAUCAGUUAUUACUACUAUUACUACUGCAGCCGCACCACCACCACCGCCGCUGUCACCUGUUGGAAAUAAUAAUAAUAAUAAUAAUAAUGGGAAUCAAGUGGAGGCAGAUUGGAUUGAGCAAUAUGAACCUGGUGUAUAUAUAACCCUUAUGGCUCUGGGUGAUGGAACCCGAGAUCUUAAACGAGUGCGAUUCAGCCGAAGAAGGUUUGGGGAGAACCAAGCGGAGACAUGGUGGUCAGAGAAUCGAGAAAGGGUUUACGAGAGAUACAACGUUCGUGGGUCAGAUAGAUCAUCGAUUUCGGGGCAGGUGGCUCGUAGAUCCGAGGGAGGUUUGUCCCCCUCUUCCACAAGAGGUUUUGGGUAGUAGGUUAUUAACCAGAAACCAAAAUUGAUAAGUGAAAGUCUCUAGUUUUUUACUUUUGUUUUUUUUAAUCUUCGUUUCAUUUACAUAUUUAAAAUUUAUUUUGUUUUUGAUUGUGUCUCUUCAUUCCUCUUGACAUGGUUAAACUUAACUAUCUUUUUAGUGUAUAUAUAUAUAUAUAUAACAACAGUACCAGUCUACGAUUAAACUAGGAAAAUUGUUCAAUGCUUUACUUUUUAUCCUUU
Messenger RNA from Impatiens glandulifera, 3989 nucleotides. RefSeq names its product PH, RCC1 and FYVE domains-containing protein 1-like. The record is from RefSeq and is a predicted model, not a curated record. Lineage: Eukaryota; Viridiplantae; Streptophyta; Magnoliopsida; Ericales; Balsaminaceae. Gene Ontology annotation, molecular function: metal ion binding. The transcript has 9 exons. Bases 505 to 3747 code for a protein of 1080 amino acids.